Nicotiana tabacum (common tobacco) is the source of this 2878-nucleotide messenger RNA. The record is from RefSeq and is a predicted model, not a curated record. NCBI's taxonomy places the organism in Eukaryota, Viridiplantae, Streptophyta, Magnoliopsida, Solanales, Solanaceae.
GCUUAUGCAUUUGAACUUGUGGACCAGUUCCCACCCACAGCCAUUCUGAAAAAUUACGUGGAAUAUGUUGAACGUAAUUAUAUGAAUGUUUGCCAGAAAGAGACCUGCUCAUUCGAAGAAAAGAUUGAGGCCAUUGAACAACAGGUUGCUUCUAUUAGAGCUGUUAUCAGAUGUAUUCUGAAUUACAAACUUCAGUUUAAAUAUCCGAUAGAACACCUUGAAGAAUGUAUAGAAGUGCUUACAAGGCAGAAGGAAGAUCAAGCUGCAUUAUGUGUCAUUUAUGAGGCUAAAACGCCAGAGCAAGCGAAUGUGAAUCAGAUGGGCUCUACUAAUCCAUCUAUUCCCACAGGCACCAAGGCCCUCAAUUCCGCAUCAUUCUCUGCUAGAACCCCCUCGUGCACUUUAGGUCAUUCCAAUUCCAUGGCCAUUAUCCUUAUGAACAUGAGUGGAGAGGAUUUGCAGAAUUUCUUAAACAAACAUUUGAAGGAGCACAAGUUGUUGCGCAGUGAAGUCUUUAGUGCUCUUCAAAUGUCGCUGGACUCGGGGAUGCUUGUGUUGGAAGCACUGGUAGGGUUUUAUCCUCCAGACUAUCAGAAAGAAGAGAUUGAAUUUAAUCGUAAUAUUAUCAGGCAGAGUUGCAUCCUUUUAUUAGAACAGUUCAUGGAACUUUCGCCGGAGAUUAAACCAGAGGCUAAAUUAGAAGCUAGCAAGCUUGCAUUUGCCUGGAAAGCAAAGAUGAUGGGUGAAAUGGAAAACCAUUUGGCAAUCUUGGGUUUUCUUCUUCUUGUAGGUAGCUACAGAUUGGCUUCUGCCUUCGAUAAAGAUGAACUUGAGAGUUUGUAUCACAAGGUAUCACCGCAUGUGAAUACAUCUGAAAUCUGUCACGCCCUUGGUAUUUCAAAUAAUACUUCAAAAGAAUCGAAGAGACACAAGGCUCAAGGCUAUACAGAUGAAUCUGUUUGCAACAACAUGGAUAUGAAAUGCGAAGGACAUGAUGUAAUCUGCAAUUGUGCCUCAAGUUUACUUCGUACAUCAGAUCCUGCUUUGCUUGUACUGGAUGCUUUCCGGAGUUGUCAUCCCACAAAAUUAGGGAGGUGUGAAAACUUCCCAUCAGUUAUGCGGAGCUUCUCUGAUCUGUUGGACCAGCUGAGAGAAACUUCUCCAGAAAUUAAACCUCAUGUUAAAGCGGGGGCUAUUGCAUUUGCAGUUGAUUGGUAUUCUACAUUGAUCGGGUCCCAGCUAAAUACAUCCGAGUUCUUGGCAUUUGUGCAGCUUUUAGCUAUUUAUAAAAUAAUAGACUCUUUCCAUUCAGAUGCACUUUUUGGUCUUUUGGAGAAAGUUCAACCAACUGAAAGUGUUGUUACUUUGUUCAAAAUCCUUGGGUUGACAGAUAAGAUCCGAUGCUUCGUCCAAAAUCUUAUAAAUAAAAAGCAGUGGAUGGUGGCAUUUACUUAUGUCUAUGAGUUUGAUCUUGUUAACUUGGUUUCACCAGUGAUGCUCCUGAGGGAUUAUGUAAGACACUCAGAAGAGAUUGCCAAGAAAAUACUUCAUGCUGGAAAUAGUUCUCAUCGAGCCCAAAUGAAGGCUAUAAAUUAUGAAAUAAAUGCACUAAGAAAUGCAGUUAGACAUAUUGUGGAUCCUGGUCUUCAGUCGGAAUAUUCACUUUCUCAACUUCAAGAACAGAUCGAAAAACUUCAAUGUCAGAUGUCAAACUCGAGUCAAUCAAGCUCAAAUCGAAACUUUAUUGCUGAGUUCCGACAAGUUAAAACAAAUAAAGGAACUUGCAGAUCUGCUCCAAUUGCUCAAGUGCGAAAAGAGCUCAUGAAGAAACGUUCUGCCCCAGCUGGUGACACUGAUUUUAUCCACAGGGCUCGAGGAAAACAGAACUUUAAGCGCCAUCGUCAUUUAUCCAUGAGGAGAUGAGUUGUAUCAAGUGUUUUAUUGACAAUCCCUCACGGUUAUGUUCUUUACGAGCAUUGUGGGAGUGGGUUGUGGAGGAAUAUUUUGAGGGGGUGAGAAUAGUUUAGUGCUAAUGUGUCUCUUGGGUUUUGGGGGGUGGGGGUUACGUUUUUUGGGGCACUGGCGGUGUGGGGUUAACAUUUUGAGGCUUGCUUUUCUAAACAUUUGCAGAACUUGCCAGCAGGAGGUAACAGUUCAACGAAUCCGGAGGCUAUAGGAUGGAAUUGCAAGAUUGGAAGUUGUCAGAAUUUCAAAGCCGCAUUGAAUUACUUCACAAACAAAGCACAUCACAUGACUGCCACUAUAUUGGAGGUUUGGGAACCUUGGAGGGUUUUCUGUUAACUUAUGUUAUGAGAAUCUUUUGACUAGGAGGAGGUAGCUUCUCCUUACAUCUCAGUACAUCUCAGUUUGGAUCCCUAACAUAUCGAGAAAUGUGUGCCUUUUUAUUACCUGGUUAGCCACAAGAGGGAUGAUUUUGACGGCUGAGAAUUUGAGGAAGAGGGAGAUUACUUAUGUUUGUUAGUGCUAUAUAGGUAAUUAUGGGAUUGUUUGGUAUAUCUCUGGUGAUGCCGGUUACUGUAAGAAAUGUUCAACUGGAAGAUGGAGAUGAAGACGUAAGGCGUGGGAAGUUAGUCCACUAGCACUCAUGUGGGUUGUUGGUGAGAAAUAUGAGACUUGUUGAAGGGGUAGAAAUUGAUUUUGCAUCAUUGAUAGCCUCUUAUCCUUUUUUCUUGGUGCACCCAUGAGGCUCCUCGUUAUGUCGAAGAGUGGGUGUCAUGUGUAAUAAAAAAACAUAUCUUUUUGGUAGGUUUUCCACUUUUUGGUGUACGUCUUGUGUAUAGGUGUUUUAACUCAAACUUUCGCUUAAGUUAUGUACUACCUUAUAAAAAUUGCCCUGUCCAAGCAUUUCCUGAGCUCA